AUGUACUUUUUACAAACAAUAUAUCUACAACCUAAAGAUCAUCUUUGUUCAUGGAUAGAUUUUACAGGAGAAAAUUGUGCCUUAUUUUAUUCCUCUUAUAAUUUAGGUCAAAUAAUAUUUUUAUUUUUUCCUGCAUUUUUGGCUAUUGAACGUUUGAUUUGUGAAUUGAAAUAUACUAAAAAAUGUAUUGGUAUUAUUUUAUUUUUAUUUCAAAUAUCAGUUCCUGUUGCAAUAUUUUAUUAUUUAUAUCCUAAUAUUAUAAUAAAAGAUCAUUUUCCACAUUGUUCCAUUAACUCACAAAUGUUUUUUAGAUCAAAAAGUCUUUUUAAUAUGUUAAUAUCUAUUCAAUUAUUUUCAUUGUUUAUUUAUACUUCACUUUUAUAUAACAGAAAUAAUAAUUAUGAUAAUAAAAAAAUAGUUGAUGAUUAUAUUUUGUCAAAUUCAAGAAAGGAAAAAAUUAAAUUAUUUCAACAAUGGAGAGUUUGGGAUGAUACAGAAUUAACAUUACCAAUAAUAAUAGUUUCAACAAUAUGUUUUCUUUCAACUGUUUUCAUUGAGUAUAGUUUUAUAGUUGCAAUACAACCUUAUAUUAAAUUUUUCAAUUUCCUCACAGUAGAAUCAGACAAUUUAAUUGAAGCUGCCAAGUGGAGUGAAAUACAAAUUUUAUUAUGUAUAGUUUUUUUAAUUUUUAUGGGAAUGUUUUUAUAUUCAAAAAUUUGUAAUAAAAACAAAUCUAAAAAUCAAAAGUCAUUUCUAAAAAUUUGA
Molecule: messenger RNA, 765 nt
Organism: Strongyloides ratti
Lineage: Eukaryota; Metazoa; Nematoda; Chromadorea; Rhabditida; Strongyloididae
Exons: 2
Coding region: 1-765 (254 amino acids)
Source: RefSeq, a predicted model, not a curated record